Periconia digitata is the source of this 2155-nucleotide messenger RNA. The record is from the annotation of a GenBank genome assembly. Lineage: Eukaryota; Fungi; Ascomycota; Dothideomycetes; Pleosporales; Periconiaceae.
GUAAUAAUCAGAUGUGGUCUCUGGCGUAUGUAUGUAAGUCUGGUUGAAGACAGAAGUGGUGACCCGUCUGUAUGGUUGAGAUGCCUGUGCGCGGACGGCAGGCGCUAUUGGUUCCCUCGGGUGCAUAGUUUAAGCGCCCGCUCGCCUUUGGACCCUCGUCUCAACACUCCGGCCGGCAUCCAUCCAUCCACCAUCACGACGUCUGCUGCUGCAGGCAUAUUCCACUCUCAUCUCAUGACCGUCACGUCACUGUGCUCUCUUCCACACAGGAAGUCGGUACAAACCGCCGCUGCAACCGGUGCGCACUUUCUCUCCACCUCCAUACAGCCAGCAACGACGGGAAACGCCGAGAGAGAUAGUCCCUUUGGACCGGAUUCGUCCAUGUGGCUGGAGCCUUGAUCAACCGUCACAGUCUCUUUAUAUAUCAAGCGAUUCUGCAUGAAGACACAAACGACCGUUCAUGCCCAUGCCAGACCACCUUGAAGCAUGCAGACAGAGCACCAAUCCGGCCCCAUUGUCGAUAUUGCCGUUCCCAAAGCAUCCAUCCAACCACGAGCCUUCGCACCCCUGCCCUGCCGUGGGAAGGCCUGCAUGAAACAAACCUGCGCUCGUGAUUGGCCCGAAUGCGCCACGCCGCAAUGUGAUGCGCAGACGCGAGUGAGGGCAAGCUGCCAGUCAGCGCCUGCCAUGGCUACUUCGGCUGACGGCCUGCAGCAUCUGCACCUCGUAUACCAUGCUACCGUGUGGAGAGGAUGCCUUGCCCUUUAAAUACCCAUCAUCCCGCUCCGCAUCCUGUGGCGAGCUUGUGCGCUCUGCCCAUAUCCGCCCGCCUCCAGUACUGUGCUGUGCUGUGCUGCACCGUGUGCUGUGUACCAUCUUCAACGUCCGCAUCCCGCUCGACCAUCCCAGUGCAUUCGUUUGCAUGCAAAAGAGACGGAUUCUAAUGGUUGUCUUUGGCCGCUGACUUUCGAGUCUCUCCCCGCCUCGCUCCAUCGCCGCCAACACCAUCACCACGUUCAAAUAGCCCGUCCCGUCGCAGUUCACCUCAACCCCCCAAAGCGCACUCUCGACAGUCACCAUGUUUAGGUUUUUUAUUCCGCGCCAAUGGCGCCUUGCACGCAUCGUCUACAUUCUCAUGAUCCUCGAGUUUCCCUUCACCGUCGCCAAUCUCACCAUUUUCGGAGUUGCCAGUCCCAAUUUGUAUAGAGAGAUCUUAUGGGCCGAAGGCGGGAGGAGAGGUUUCAACAGUGAACCAUCCGAUAUCCUCUACGCCUAUGCCAAUUAUCGUCCGGUCAAGAUUCCCAUGGUCUGGAGCAGCUUUAACACCCAAUACAACCUCUACAUCGGCGUCAUAUGCAUGUUCUUUUACCUCAUCAAAGUAACUGGCUGGCUCCUCCACGUCUUCUACCCCAUAUUCUCGCUCCCUUUGCACAUUGCCCUCCUGGUACUUUGGGCCGUCUCCAUCGCCGUUCAAACCGGAUCCGACACAAUCGACCCCGAGCAUCAGAACCAUGGCGCUCCUUGGUAUAUCACCAAAAAUUGUGACAUUGUCGAGGAUAAGACCGUCAGGGGAUACUGCAUGCAAGCCAAGAGUGCCUUUGCCAUCAGUGUCUUUAUGCUCGCAAUAUACGCAUUUCACAUCUGCUUCGCCCUAUACUCCCUCUACCCAACCAAGGCUGCGCGAGAAGAACACGCCGCCAAAGUCGCCGAGCGCAAAGCGCAAAAGGAGAAAUGGGCUGCCGCUAAUUCACCCUACGAUAAUGACAUGACGCCCGAGGAACAGUGGCAACACAUGUGGGAGCUCCAGCAGCUGCCACGAACCCCAGGCACCACGCAUGGCGCCGGCUGGGGUGAGAAGAUGCCCGUCACGCCCCGCACCCGCGCCUUUGGCGCCCUUGAGGGGAACCCAAAUCCGGAUCCCGCACCUGUGGGUGCAUAUCUGAGCCCUGGGCAACAGCAGCAGCAGCAGCAGCAGCAGCAGCAACAUGACAAUGCGGAGUUUUAUGGUGGUGCGGAUGCUGGUCAUGGCGCGGUGCAGCAUUAUCCUGAGCCGUAUCAACCUGCAAAUGCGUAUGGGAGUGGCUACGCGUACCCUGCGCCACCUCAGCAGGACGAAUUCCCGUACGAUGGCAAGGGCAAAGGGACUGCCGUAUAA